GUAUUCAUACACUCACAACCUUCAGCAAUGAGUAUUGAAGCUGUGAGCACCCACACCAUCAAGAGCGACGCUGCCACCACCGUCGUUACCCACACCACUACCGUUGUCAACGAGUACGAGGAAACGAACGACGACAAAGACCACCACUACCAAUAUCAUCACGUUCACGACCACGACCACAAGCACGACCACCAUAAUUACGAUGAGCUUAAGGCCGUUGAAGGUGUCAAAAAGACCUUCAGGGAUUACUGGCUCCCUUCCCACACCAAUUCGGGUUCCAACAACCUUGACGACGAGCAUGACGGAGACGAAGACGAGAACGAACAUACGAACCCUUCGCGCUUCUCCCCAAACAGCGUAGUGCGACGGGCCUAUGACUACUGGAAAACUCUCUCCCAGGACUCUGAGGAAACCGCGAGGGAACUCGUCCACAAGGCUCGCAUUGCCCGAGACGAGACCUCCAAGGAGGCUAAAUGGGCCAUGCUUGGCUACAAGCGAGAGGCCCGUGAAGCCUAUGAGACUGCCGAGAAAAGGUAUCGUGACGCCCUUGCGGCGGCCGAGAAGGUGCAUGAGGAGGCCCUCGAGAGAGCACGGUCGCGAUGGUUCCAGCAGCGAGAGCAUACGCAGAAGGAGGUCGGGGAAAAGGUCGAGGAGAUGACCCACCAGAAAUGGGAUCAGUUUAAAGCAGCGGUCGAUUCUUUGGUGUUCAAUCCGCCAAAAUAUGUGUGCAGUCCCAGCUCGCAGUACUGGUUUUCGAGACAGGACCCGGUUACAGGUUCUGGGUGGGAUUGUCGAGAGAUCUGGGAUCAUUCGGACAGUAGGAAGCAUGGCCACGGUGGGUUUAAGAUGUUGCCGAAGAAGGAGAUUCCGUUAGAGAAUGUCCAUAGGGUGUUGGAGGGGCUGUGGAAAGAGGCGGGAUCGAAGGCUAGGACUGGACCGUCGUCUGAUUCGGCUUUGAAAUAUGUCAGAGAUCGCUAUCAUGGUAUCUUGGAUCGCAUUGCUCGUGGCGAGAAAGGAGCAGUAGAGGAACUCGAUACGUUGAUGGAGAAGAUCAAGGGUAGGCUGAACGAGGCCAAGUACUCUGAAGAACAGACAGACGCGUGGUUGACGUCGCAGUGGAAUGCCGUUGUCCAUAAUACAGGCGAAGCCAAGGACCAAUACGAGCACAUCUUCAAGAGCGCAAUCAAGAGCGUCGAGGAUGCACGUACUCAGACCUACAACGCAAUCUUUAAAAGUUUGGAGGAGCCUCUCAACAGUGCCCGUGGCAACAUCCAAGAAGUCAUCAGAACCUCUAAGGAUGAUAAAGCCAAGAUCCAGAAGACCAUUCAGGAAGCCUCGAGAACAUUUGCGACCACUGUCAAGGAUGUAGAGGCCAAGAUCAAGGCUGUACCCAAGAGCGCGUACGACCAUGCACUAGAGUCCUUUCGCAAAGAUAGUGUGAAAUUGAAAGCCAAACUCGAGCAUGCUGCCAAGGUGGCCUCAUCGUUGUCACUUGAGGCUUUCAGAUCCGCGGCGGCUCUCCCCCAUGAGGCGUCCAAGUCGGCUUUAUCUCUCUCGCGCCAUGCGUCCAAGUCGGUGUCAUCUGCAGCUGCGAGGGUCGCUCAAUCCGGCGAGGGUCUGCAUCAGGAUGCUAGUCAUCACUUGCACGAUGCCGAAGCAUCCGCGGACGUGAUCAAGAACCGCGCGUCGAGGGGCGCGACAGAUCUGGUUGAGAAGGAGGUGUUGUCCCGAGAUGUCUGCGGUGGCGACGGAUGCGCAUGGGAACUUAGUAGAAGACGCCAUAGUCAGAGCCACAGCCAGGUGCAUGGUUCGGACUCUUCGGACGACCAGCUUCACCAGUACAGCCAUCGCCAUCACCAUCAUCAUCAGCAGCAUGAGAAGCAUGACAAGGACAUUCAUCAUGAAGAGCACCGCGGGCACCACCAUCACCAUAACUCCUUCAGCGCGGUCCUGAAGACGUUUACUUCGGUUGUUCCGGCGACCAUGGUUCUCUUGGUUCUUCUUGAACUAGCAGGGUUCUCGCGCGUUGCGCUUCACACGCUUUUUGCGAGCCUCAUUAUUUCGCAGAUGUGCUCUUGGAGAGGCCGUUUCUGGACAUUCAGCGCAGGCGAUGGGACGUGCACUAGCCCGGACAACUUUUGGACUUGCCGCAGUUGCGAACGCGAUCAAUGUCCUGCACGAUGA
Gamsiella multidivaricata is the source of this 2184-nucleotide messenger RNA. RefSeq lists its product as uncharacterized. Bases 28 to 2184 code for a protein of 718 amino acids. Lineage: Eukaryota; Fungi; Mortierellomycota; Mortierellomycetes; Mortierellales; Mortierellaceae. The record is from RefSeq and is a predicted model, not a curated record. The transcript is spliced from 5 exons.